UGCAUCUUUGUUGUUCACGUGACAAAGCCCUCCGCAUACACUUUACUUGGGGGGGAAAAGGCAUUAACUAUGUUAAUGAUGGAUAGAGGCCACAGUCCAAGUGCUACUGUUUGCACAUUAUGUGGGGAGGCCUUCCAGCUUCCGGAGGAUGACAUCCCUGGCAACCUUCCUCGCAUACUUUUAUGUGGCCACAUCUUCUGCACGUUUUGCCUGCUGUCUGUUCAGUGUGAUGAUGUUAUUAGAUGUCCUAAUUGUGAGGUUGAGUCCGCUCUUCCGGAGGGGGGAGUAUAUGGACUGCAGGAAGACAGCAGAAUCGUGGGUCUUAUCUACACUGCUAAAAUUAACAAGAUGAAAAGAUCUAGAUAUCAGAAAAGGAAAAGACUGUUCAUAACUGGAGACAUCAACACCAACAUAAAGAAUACGGAGCAGCCAGCAGAUAUUAAGAAGAUUGAGAAAGCAGUGGAUGAGGCGUUGGUCCAAGCUGCAGAAAAUCUUGCCAAGCUGGAACACAUCAAUGAGACUCUGAUGGCUGGUGUGGUAGAAGAGGUGAAAAGAGAGCAAACGCAUCUAAAAAUGGAGAUCAAGCAGGCAACAGAUGAGGCUUUACAUGCUGUUCAAAAGUGGGCAGAUGUGCAGUUGCAUGGUUUGACAAAACCGGAGGCGCAAAUCUCCUCCAGGCAAGCAGUUGUGACCCAUGUCCAGGAGAGAAUUAAAGCCCUGGUGAUUGCCAUGCAGAUAGCCAGAGAAGUACGCCGUGUCCCCUUCCUGGAGCAGUACUGCAUCCUCGAUAAGGUACUAGAGACGCUACAGGCUCCUGUGGAUGAAACUUCCUUUGAUAUGAAAUGUGUUACUAAAGGCCCUGAAAUGAGCUGUGUUUUCCAGUCAGAGAGUCUGAGCCAGAGUUUGGUUUUGUCUCUGAAGAUGGAGGUCAGAAGCCCAAAGCACAACCAGCCAAACAACUCCAACACUAAAUCUCUGAAGAAAAAAGAGAAGAAAAGAAAUGACAGCUUGAUUCCAGACAGAAACAGCGCGCUCUCCACCCCUGAUAAACAGAAGCAGGAGAACCCAGAGGGUAACGAACCAUCAUCCCAAGGCUCCACUCCGAGCCCAAGACCUCACAAAAAAAGGAACUCUUCCGGCCACAGCCCAUCCUCAGACCUUAAAAGCCCAGAUGUAAUUAUUGAGGAGCUUUUUGAAGAGACGAGACCAGAAAGUGCAGCUCCUCCUACUGGCCCGGAGUUGGCCAGUAACAAAUGGAAAGUCCACAGGAGAAGAGAAAAUCACUUAACUGGCAAUAAGAGAAAAGUCACACAGUGGGUGGUGGUAACCCACGUUGUGAAUCCAAGUCACUUCUACGUUCGCUAUGUGGCUGAAAUUAGGGAGAGUGAGAUUCUGUCUAAGAAGAUUAGUGACCUCUGCUGUAAAGAUGGCUGUCUCUUCAAACUGGAAGACACAGUUGAGAGUGGCUCCCUGAUUUUUGCCAAGUGUAAGGAGGGAGUAUGGAGUCGCAGCAGAGUGGUCAAAGUCUUCCAGAACGGCUCUGUGGAGGCUGUGAAAGGUUGCAUAGUCACUCAGCUGGCCAGUGUGCAAGUUUUUUUCCCAGACUAUGGGUUCACCAAAAGCAUCUUCAUACAGAGCACCUUUUCCAGUAAGGAGAGGACGACCGAGUCUUCACUUAAGGCUGUGAACAGCCACCUGAGAAAGGUGGGGGAGUUUGUGAAGGUGGACCUGGAUCAAUUUGCCCCUCAAGCCAUCAGAUGUUCACUGAAGGACCUGGUCCCAUUUGACCUGACAAAGGGCUGGAGUAGAGAGGCACAGGUUCAACUCUGCAGUAUAGUUGGCUCCUCAGCAGUGGAGAUGUGGCCUUUGGGUCAGGACAGAGAUUCCUUAUUGGUGGAUCUGAGGAAGACUCCCAUGGAACAAUCCACUGAUGUGCCUAUCUCUGUCAGAGAGUAUCUUGUUUUCAUUGAGGUGGCCAGGUUUUAUUCUCCAGUGACCCUGGACAGGAAACCUCUGAUGUACUACCCUCCUGUUUAUCCGCAGAUAAACAAAGAGCUCAAUGCUGUGGUCUGCCACAUCAACAACCCUGCUGACUUCUACAUUCAGCUGGUUGAUAACAUGGAGUCCUUGCUGCUCUCAGCCAAACUUCAGGAUUGUUACAAUGCGACACACAUGUAUGGAGAAGAGGAGCUCAGGGUCUACUGCCCUGUGAUUGGACAGGCCUGUGCUGCCCGCUUUGAAGACAAGCUGUGGUACAGAGCUCAAGUCAUUGGUCAUCCAGGGCAAAGGAAGGUGGAAGUGCAGUAUGUUGAUUAUGGCAAUAAGAAAAUAUUGUCAGUCAGUGACUUGAGGAAGAUCAAAGAUGAGUUCUUGGCCCUUCCUGCUAAGGCAAUUCCCUGCAGUUUGGCAGAUGUGAUUCCUGUGGAUGGAAAAACCUGGAGUGAAGCUUGCACCAACAGAUUCAUCAGCCUAGCUCACCAACAGUGUGUCACUAUUGUAGCUACAGAAACAGUCUCAAAGAAUAAGUCUUUGCCUAUCAAAGUGUUUGAGAGUGGCUUGAACGGGCCAGAGGCCAACAUAGCAGAGUUGCUGGUUAAAGAGGAGCUAGCCUGUUUCAAAGAGGGGCUGGAGUUAAAAAACAAACACUCUGUUGAUGAUUCUGCCAUAUGGGACCCUCCACUUGAACUUACCUCACUGGCAGAGGAAGUUGAUACCCCAGAGCAGAUUAUCUCUGGAGAGGAGGACCCACUUCAGCCUCAGAUGAAGCUUCCUGUCCAGCUCAAAGACCUGAGAGUCAGGGUCAGCUUUAUCAAUUCGCCCAGCAGCUUCUACAUCCAGUUCACCCAGAACAACUCUCAACUCAAAAGGAUAUGUGAACUCGUGAAGCAGGAGUGUACACAAGCUGAGGCCCAGGAUGUGGUGUGGAAGGCAGACAUGUACUGUGCUGCGCAUAUUAAUGGCGUCUGGGAGAGAGGACAGAUCUGCUCUGACGUCACAUCAGACAACAUUGCAGAAGUGAGGCGCUGUGACCAUGGCAACAAGGUGAUGGUUCAUGUCAGCAGCUUGAGGUUGCUGCCAUCCUCCUUAAUGGGCUCCUUUGCACUUGAAUGCACGAUCAGUGACAUCAGGCCAGCUGGAGGCCGAUCCACUUGGACUGAUACGGCCUGUGAUGUGUUCUGCUACUACCUGACUGGAGCUUCUGCUUUAAUGACCAUCAAGGAGUUAACAGAUGAGCGUCCAGUCCCUGUUACUCUGUUCUGCUCCAACAAAAUGGGGCGGUUUAUCAGCAUUGCCGACUUUCUGGUCAAUGAAGGCCUUGCCCUCAGGGAACGAAAAACAAGACCCACUGUUGUUCAGGAACCCAAAGAAACUGAUGCACAGACUCCAGCCAGUGAGAGUCCAACUAGUGAGGAGAAAAAAACUUUCACGCACCCAGAUAUUUCUUCUGGCUCUCCCUCAUCUUCCAUCAUUUCUGUUCCCUUCCGUCCAAAACCAACUGCCCGCACCAUUAUGUCUCCUGAAAAGGUGGCGACUUCGUUGUACCUCCCACCAGAACUACCAUGUCUCGGUCACGUCCAGAUGACUGUUUCUGCUGUUGGAGACGAUGGUCUCAUUUAUGUCAGAACACAGAAUGCAGACUAUCAACUACAGCAGCUUAGAAAGAAGAUUCAGCAGAGCAUAAAGACAUUGCCCAGACAGAAGCCCUACACCUGGAGGUCUGUCCAAGGCUGUGCUGUCUUUGGACCGGACAUGCUGUGGUACCGAGGACAGCUGCUGGAGCUGCUGGGAGGACACGUUAAGGUACAGUAUGUGGAUUAUGGCCUGGUGGAGAACAUCCCAGUGGUCCAUGUGUACCCCAUCCUACUGUGUGGUGAUGUUCCUCAGCUCUGUAUGUCCUGUCAGCUGCUCAGCAUCAACCCUGUUGGUGGUAAGUGGCAGCGGGAUGCAGUGGCCUUGAUGAGGGAGGCAUUACUGAGCCGCUCUGUUGACCUGCAAGUUGUGGAGCUGCCAGCCAACCCAAGGGAGCCCCUCACAGUCGAGCUCUUUUUGGAUGGUUUGAGUUUCAGUAAGGUCCUGUGUCACCUUGAGCAUGCUUCUAUGAACUGGACUCUCUCAACACAAAAGGGGGUCACAGUGUUGCCUGCUGCCAGCCUUCUAGAUGACUGGGAUUUCAAUACUGAGGGUCUGAUGGAGCAAGAGGAGCUGAUGCUUGAGCCUUUUAUAAACCCAAACUUGCCCAAGGAGGGGAAGGACUUUCAAGUCAUGGUCAAGCAUCUGUGGACUCCUAAUGAGCUGUUCCUGUGGCCUUUGGAGGAAACAGAUGUGGAGAUUGAUAAAGAGACUCUUGAUGAAGCUUUGACCAGAAUCAAUGCAAACAUCAAAACUCUUCCACGACUCACCAGCUUUCCGUGUGAUGGUCCAUGUAUGGCAGAGUACAGUGAUGGCAAGUACUACCGGGCCAAGCUGUUGAAAAUUACCAGCGUAGAGCCCGUCAUGAUCCUGGUUCAACAUGUAGACUUCGGCUCCGACGACACACUUCCCACCAGCAAACUGCGUCAGAUACCAGCUGAGCUGCUGCAGUUUCCACUGCAGGGACUAAAAGUUAAAGUUGCUGGCUUCAAGGCCCCCAGUGUGAACAGGGAGGAAGACGUGCUGCCCUACAGCCCGGGUUGGAGUGUGAAGGCUGCAUUGGACAUGAUUGAGCUGUUGCAUGGCAACAUCAAAGCUACUGUUGUGGCCCGAGAGCCAGAGCUGUCAGUGCUGCUGUACAACAAGGACAAAGAGUUGGUCCACCUGCCUCUGGUGAACAACGGGCUAGCUGAGCUGGAGUGAAGGAUGUGACACUGCUCCAGCUAAAGAUCAACCACAUCUCAUCUGUUUCCAUGGAGAUGACGCGUUUGAGGAUCGUCUUGAUUUCAUUCUGUUGUACUGCUGUUUCUACUUUUUACAUAAUGCAGAAAAGUUGCAUCAGUCUUUAUUGUUCCUGCUGAGCAUUUUUUUUUUUUUGACUGCUGUUUUUGAGUGAGCCUUAUGUAGUUGGCGCUUUGUUUUCUACUUGUUUGAGUCAUGUGAGAGCAGACUCCAUUGUUCAACAAAAUAUUAAAAGGUUCACAAUAAAGUUCUCAAUAUUA
Messenger RNA from Melanotaenia boesemani (Boeseman's rainbowfish), 5132 nucleotides. It is a transcript of the gene rnf17, whose product is annotated as ring finger protein 17. Bases 70 to 4833 code for a protein of 1587 amino acids. Lineage: Eukaryota; Metazoa; Chordata; Actinopteri; Atheriniformes; Melanotaeniidae. The record is from RefSeq and is a predicted model, not a curated record. The transcript has 38 exons.